This is a messenger RNA of Heteronotia binoei (common prickly gecko), 1943 nucleotides long. RefSeq names its product nuclear receptor subfamily 2 group F member 6 (gene NR2F6). The coding region runs from base 32 to 1198 and encodes 388 amino acids. Gene Ontology annotation, molecular function: zinc ion binding; nuclear receptor activity; RNA polymerase II cis-regulatory region sequence-specific DNA binding. The transcript has 4 exons. Lineage: Eukaryota; Metazoa; Chordata; Lepidosauria; Squamata; Gekkonidae. The record is from RefSeq and is a predicted model, not a curated record. Gene Ontology annotation, biological process: anatomical structure development; negative regulation of transcription by RNA polymerase II; cell differentiation.
UCCCUCCUCCCCCGGUUGCGCCCGAGGCGCUAUGGCCAUGGUGACCGGGGGCUGGGGAGACCCGAACGGAGACGCCAACGGGGUGGAGAAGGGCUACCCCCGCAAUUCCGAGGACGACUCGGCCUCCCCCCAAGGCGGCACCAGCGACCAGGAGCCCGGCGACGACGACAAGGCCGGCCUCCAGGUGGACUGCGUGGUGUGCGGCGACAAGUCCAGCGGGAAGCAUUACGGCGUCUUCACCUGCGAGGGCUGCAAGAGCUUCUUCAAGAGGAGCAUCCGGAGGAAUCUCAGCUACACUUGCAGGUCAAACCGAGACUGCCAAAUUGACCAGCACCACCGCAACCAAUGCCAAUAUUGCCGCCUGAAGAAGUGUUUCCGUGUCGGCAUGAGGAAAGAAGCUGUCCAAAGAGGCCGGAUCCCUCCCACCCACUCCAGCGCCAGCCCCAACACCAUGCCCAGCGGGGAAUACUACAACGGGCAGCCCGUGUCAGAACUGAUCUCUCAGCUGCUGCGGGCCGAGCCAUACCCCACGGCCCGCUUCAGCUCGCAGUACGCCCAGCAAGGCAGCGUGAUGGGCAUCGAUAACAUUUGCGAGCUGGCGGCUCGGCUUCUUUUCAGCACGGUGGAGUGGGCCCGCAACAUCCCCUUCUUCCCGGACCUGCCCGUCUCGGACCAAGUGGCCUUGCUGCGCCUGAGCUGGAGCGAGCUUUUCGUCCUGAACGCGGCCCAGUCGGCGCUGCCCCUCCACAUGGCCCCGCUGUUGGCGGCAGCUGGCUUCCACGCCUCCCCCAUGUCCGCAGACAGAGUGGUGUCCUUCAUGGACCAGAUCCGCAUCUUUCAGGACCAGGUGGAGAAGCUCAACCGGCUGCAGGUGGACUCGGCCGAAUACAGCUGCCUCAAAGCCAUAGCGCUCUUCACGCCAGACGCCUGCGGCCUCUCGGACCCAGCCCAUGUGGAAAGCCUGCAGGAGAAAGCCCAGGUGGCCCUGACGGAGUACGUCCGCUCUCAGUACCCCUCGCAGCCCCAGCGCUUUGGUAGACUCUUGUUGCGCCUCCCGGCUCUCCGGGCUGUCCCCGCUUCCCUCAUCUCUCAGCUCUUCUUUAUGAGACUGGUUGGCAAGACGCCCAUCGAAACGCUAAUCAGAGACAUGCUCCUCUCUGGGAGCACCUUCAACUGGCCUUACGGGACGGGGCAGUGAGGACAAGCUGGGGUGCGCACCCGUCCCCCGAUGCCACCCCACGUUUGCUGCCACUGCUGCCAUGCCGACAGUCUGGAUGUUUGCCGCCACCUCUCCUUCAUGGAUUUUAGUCAUCAGACAUGCCACGUUGGUAGGCAUGAUACUUCCUGGGAUGUGGAUUCCCCUCUCGGUGGCAACGAGGGAAGUCCCGCCUCUCGGGUGUCGAGAGAGACCAAGGUGGGCUAGAUUUUGGUUUGGUGGUUCUCUUCUUCCACAAAAAAAGAGGGGGAAAGAACCCUAAUAUUCUUUUUUCUUUUUUGGUUUUGAUUCCUUUCUGUACGAUGUUUCAAAUGACUAGUCAUGGGCUUCCCUGUCUUGAUUUUUUAUUUUCUUUAUGUCCUCUAUGCAUGUUUUAAAGAGCUGAGGGCUGGUUGUCCCAGGUUGGAAUGCCACCAGAUUUCAGUUCAGAAAUAUCUGUGUUCCUGUUUGCCCCCAUCUCCCUCCUCCUCUUUUCUAGAACAAGGUCUGUGUGAGAUAUCUUCUCCGCCUUGAGCCAAACACCCACUUGUUCUCAGUUACACCUGGUAGAGUACUUUUGUUUUGGGAAUAAGCUAGAAAUCAGGAUGCAUUCUCGUAGACUCUUGGAAGAGUUGAAUUUUGUCCCUUGGGGGCAGCGGUUGUCAUUUGCAGAUAGAUUGCUUCUGAACCUGGAGGUUCCACUGAGCUACUGUGUAUUUAAAGUUUGAUUUAAAAUUUUGAACUUCUC